This is a messenger RNA of Impatiens glandulifera, 588 nucleotides long. RefSeq lists its product as uncharacterized. The transcript is spliced from 2 exons. The coding region runs from base 1 to 531 and encodes 176 amino acids. The record is from RefSeq and is a predicted model, not a curated record. NCBI's taxonomy places the organism in Eukaryota, Viridiplantae, Streptophyta, Magnoliopsida, Ericales, Balsaminaceae.
AUGAAGAACAAGUUACUUGUCUGCUUCCGGCCACCGGUUGACGUUGUCGAAUCGGAGUCGGAAGCAGUUGAGGUCUCCGUCAACACUACUACUACUAUUCAUCGGUCCUCGCUCAGAAAAUCCAAGAGUUUGAUGAUUAAAUCAAACACUAAAUUGGAGGCAGAGAACGAAACCAAGAACAUUAAACAUAGGAAGAAGACAAACCGGUCGAUUUCAGGUUCUUUUGAAGGUGCCGUGGUUGGGCAUUCAUUGAAGAGAUCAUCAUCAUUAAUGAGUAAGAGUAAAGAGAAUAAGAAAUUAUUAAUGGGUGGUGGUGCUGAAUCGAGGUCAGGAUCGAGAUGGAUGGUUUAUUUGAUUCUUGUGAUCAGUUUUGUAACGACGGUAUUGUAUGGUAGGGUUUACUCUGUUUUGGUAACUUGUUCUUGCCUUAUUCUCUGUUUCCCUCGUUUGAAGACAUCAUCAUUGAGCACUAGAAGUGGAAGAUUUCAAGAUCAGGGAAUUGGGAUUGACAAGAAAGGGAUUCUUUCAUGAUGUAAACCCUAAAAAAUGAAUUCGUGAUAUUUGAUCUCGUGUAUUGUAUUUCUUUAC